Messenger RNA from Staurois parvus, 489 nucleotides. Lineage: Eukaryota; Metazoa; Chordata; Amphibia; Anura; Ranidae. The record is from the annotation of a GenBank genome assembly.
GUGUCAUUGUUCUGGACCCCCCAAGUGUCAGUUUGUGAUUGUUCUGGGACCCCCAAGUGCCAGGGUGUCAUUGUUCUGGGACCCCCAAGUGCCAGGGUGUCAUUGUUCUGGGCCCCCCAAAUGUCAGGGUGUCAUUAUUCUGGGACCCCCCAAGUGUCAGGUGUGUCAUUGUUCCGGGACCCCCCAAGUGUCAGUGUGUCAUUGUUCCGGGACCCCCAAGUGUCAGGGUGUCAUUGUUCUGGACCCCCAAGUGUCAGUGUGUCAUUGUUCUGGAACCCCCAAGUGCCAGGGUGUCAUUGUUCUGGGCCCCCCAAAUGUCAGGGUGUCAUUAUUCUGGGACCCCCAAGUGUCAGGGUGUCAUUGUUCCGGGACCCCCAAGUGUCAGUGUGUCAUUGUUCCGGGACCCCCAAGUGUCAGGGUGUCAUUGUUCCGGGACCCCCAAGUGUCAGUGUGUCAUUGUUCUGGAACCCCCAAGUGCCAGGGUGUCAU